AUGUCCCCCCGAGUAGUGAAUCGGAUGUCUCGCUUCCAAAAAAGUGCUGGCCUCGAGGAGAUCGAACAGGAGAUCAACAGGGCGGCUGCGAUAGGAGGAGGAGCAGGAGGUGUUGGAGGAAGUGGCUGCAUUCUGGGUGGAGGAGGGGGCAUCGGAGGUCGUUGCAGUCCGAUACCUGGCCUGUCCAGCAGCCCUUCUGGGUCUCCAUUGCAUGGCAAACUGAGCAACCAGGAUUCAUACAACAACUUCACCAAUAACAACAUGGGAAAUCCGCGGCUCACCCCACUGCCCAGCCUCACUGUGGUGCUGCCUCUGGCGCAGAUCAAACAGCCCAUGACUCUAGGCACCAUAACCAAACGUACUGGCAAAACUAAGCCACCCCCACAGAUCUCGCCAAGCAAGUCCAGUGGUGGAGAGUUCUGUGUGGCUACCAUCUUUGCCUCAUCUCACUCCUGGUUCAUCACUAACCCCAACAUGAAAAGAGACAAAGAUCAAUCAAGACAGUCAGUGGUUGAUUCACUUUACAUAAUCAGUUGCUAUGGUAACUUGGUGGAGCAUGUCCUGGAGCCUCGGCCAAUUAGCACUGCACAAAAAAUUAAUGAUGACACACCGUUGGAGCUCAGCACCUCUCCAAGGGCCUGCUGGACUCUAGCCAGUGUCAGAGCAAUGAGAACAUGUUGGACUGAUGGGCUCGGGCCAAUGCCGCCAGGAAGUCCAGGGCCAAUCACACGUCAUGAGUCAUCAGACAGCCUUGCAUCAGACCAUAGUGGCCAAGAAGAUGAAGAGUGGCUGUCUCAGGUCGAGAUUGUAACCCAUACAGGGCCCCAUCGGCGCCUAUGGAUGGGCCCUCAGUUUCAAUUCAAGACCAUUCAUCCAUCAGGCCAGACAACAGUCAUCUCCUCCUCGUCCUCAGUGCUCCAGAGCCAGGGUCCUUCUGAUGUGCAGCAACCCCUCUUGGACUUUGACACGGAUGACCUGGACCUGCAUAGUCUAAGAAUCCAGCCCGUUCGUUCAGAGCCGGUCACCAUGCCUGGCUCAUCACGUUUGGUGGCUGAUCGCCGAGGACAGUCCAAUGUUAUGGAUGCUGGAUCAGGUAGGAGGCUUUAUGUUAUACAACAACUGUUCUCUUCAGUGAAAUACUUCUACUAG
This is a messenger RNA of Menidia menidia (Atlantic silverside), 1149 nucleotides long. The record is from the annotation of a GenBank genome assembly. Lineage: Eukaryota; Metazoa; Chordata; Actinopteri; Atheriniformes; Atherinopsidae.